AUGCAAUAAGAGGAAAAGAAGAAAGGGGACUCUGGAAAACUGGAGACAAUUGUAAGAAUCAAAUUAUGAAAUAGAAAAUUAUGAAUGGAUUCUCUGAUAAGGAAUGGAGUAAUUUAGACAAAAUUGAAAGAAUUGAACUUACUCUUGAAGACUUUGGAAGAAUGAAUGUAAUAUAGAUGUUCAAAAAUUUGAAAUCUUUAACAUUAAUAAAUGUUGGUAUCACUGUUAUUGAAGUAUUCAAUAAUUUAUUUAACUAGGGUUUAGAUGAUUUAACUAAAUUGGAGGAAUUAAAUUUGAAUGAGAAUUAAAUUGCUAAAUUAACUGGUUUGAAAGCAACACAAAAUUUAAAAUCUCUUUAUAUAUCUCAUAAUGUGAUUCAAAAAUUGGAAGGAUUAGAGUCAUUAACUAAACUAGAAAUAUUGUGGCUUUGCGAUAAUAAAAUCGAUACUAUUUAAAACCUAGAUUAAUUAAUGAAUUUGAAAUAACUUUGGUUAGCAGCCAAUUCUAUAAGUAAUCUAAGAACUUCUUUGGAUAAAUUAAAAAACUUAUAUGAUUUAAAUAUAAGUGGAAAUAAAAUAUGCAGUUUUAAGGAAGCCUUAAAUUUAAAUCGUUUACCAAAUCUUAAAGUUUUGGCAUUUUAUGAUCCUCAUUUUGGUGAUAAUCCUAUAUGUAAUCUUUGUAAUUAUUAAACCUAUGUACUUUAUCAUUUAAGAAACAUAUAUAAAUUGGACACUCUUAUGAUUUCUGAUGAUUAAAAAUCUUUUGCUGAAGGAACUUUUAUGAAAAAGAAGAUGUAUUAUAAUAUGAGAAUAAAAACUAUGUAAAGAACAUUUUCUACAUUAUGUAAAUUAUUAAAGAAAGGUAAGAAAAUAAAAACUGAUUCAUUAUGUGAGGAUAUAUCUAAUUUAAAUAUUAAAUUAGCUUAGGAAUAAGAUAAAGAGAGAUAAUAACUUUUAGAGAAUAAAUAUGAAGAAUAUGAGAAUUAAAAUGAAAUUUAUAAUAGUAUUAAAAAAAAAGUAUAUGAAUACUGCAAUUAAAGCAUACAUAAAUUAAUUACAGAAUUAGAAACUGGAGGUAAUAUUAGAUUGGAAGAAGGAAAAACAAAUGAAAAAUGGUAUGGUUCUUGUGUUGAUCUUAUAAACUCAAGAUUUCAUGCAGAAUAAAUGGGUAAAUUUGGUAUUAAAGAUAUUCAAAUAAAGAGAGUUGUUAGAAUACAUAAUAAAUUCAUUAGAAAUAAAUUUGAAGAAAAGAUGGAAUCAUUAGUUGAUGUAUCAAAUCAGAGUCACAAAAAAUCACUUGAAUAUCUAUUCUAUGGUGUUGAUCCAAAUUUUCCAUCAGAAAUAUAUAAUGUAAUAGAAGAAGGAUUUAGAAGUUGCCAAGUAAUUAAUUUUAUUUAAUAUUUUAAGGAUUCUCAAUAAAUAGGAUUAAGUUCUUAUACACCUUUGGUUAAUAGUAUUUUAGGGGCUGAUGCUCCAAGAAUUCAGCAUCUAUUAAAUGGAUAAGAACAUGCUCAGAAAUUAAAUAAGAGAUUUAUUAAACGAAAGUAUUAAUUCAAUUAUAUAUAUAGAUUAUACUAUUAAAAAUAUAAUGUGAUUCCACCUGGUGUAAUUCUAAUUUGCAAAGUUUUAAUGAUUAAAUCAGUUUCUGAUUCAAAAUUCCCAUAUUUUAAUCCUGAAUAACCAUGGAGUGAGAUGUAUCAAAAAGCUCCUGUUGAUACCAAAUAAUAUUAAGAUGAAUAUACUGUUUUAAGAGUUAUGGAAAAUGAUCCAAAACAUAAAUUAUGGUUUGUACUUGACAAUAAUCUUGUAUUACCUGAAUAUUUUGCUGAAUUUGAAUAUGUUAUGUAAUCUCCACUUUAAAAUAAAAUUGCUGAUUUUGGAUCUGCAUUAGGGGUUUUAGAGUCAGAGGAAGAUGAUUUCAUUACUCCUGCUAAUAUUAAUAAAUAUAAAGACAAUAUAAAUGAUUUAUAUAAUCAAUUAGCUGAAGAUUUGAAUAAUUAUCAAUUUGAGAAUUUAGAAGAAUAUCCAACUUAUGAAUUGAAAGCUUAAGAUUUAGAUAGAUCAGAAUGUGCAUCUCUAAAACCUGCUUUGGUGAAUUACUUCAAAUAUUGUUUAAGUAGAUCAACACUUUAUGAAUUAAAUCCUAAUUUGGUUGGUACACCAAAUUUAAAUGAAAUAUUGAAGAAUCAAAUUUAAUUCUUAAAUUUAAGUAAUUGUUCUGUUUAAGAUAUAACAUUUGUAAAAGGAUAAUUUCAUACUCUCAUCCUUAGUUAUAACAAAAUAAGUAAUAUAACAGGUUUAAAUGAAUUACCAAAUCUAAUUAGACUUGAUUUAUCACAUAAUGAAAUAUCUAAUCUUAAUGGUCUACAAGGUUUGAAUCAUUUAGAAGUUUUAGAUUUAACACAUAAUAAUAUACAAGAUGUUGAUUAAGUAGGAAUUCUUAAAUACAAUUAAAAUUUGAAAUAUCUAUCUGUAGUAUUUAAUCCAAUAGGUGAAUACAAAGAAACAAGAAAGGAAAUAGUUAUGAUCCUAAAUAAUUUAGCAUUCUUAGAUCAUUUACCUGUAACAGAGGAAGAUAGAGAACCAACUACUAAUUAAAAAUAAUAUAUUACUACUGGAAUGCUUUAAACAUUUAGUAAAGUUUAACAUGAUUGGAAAUAACAUAUUUAAUCAGUUAUGAUUACUCACUAAAAACUAAGUAGUAUGAAAGGUUUGGAAGAAUUAGUACAAUUAAGACACUUAAAUCUAGGUCAUAAUAAAAUAACAUAAAUUACAUCAAUUUAAGAUUCAGUUUUACUUGAAGAACUUAAUUUAGAAAAAAAUUCUAUUAUUUAAAUUUAAGGAUUAGAUAAUAUGUAAUAUUUAAAGAAAUUAGAAUUGGGAGGCAAUAAAAUAUUUUAAAUAGAUGGUAUAUCUAAUUUAAUUAAUUUAAUGUAAUUAUCUUUAGAGGAUAAUGCUAUUCUUAAUUUAAAAGAAUUUCCAGAUUUGAAAAGUUUAAUGGAAAUAUAUUUAGGAAAUAAUAAUAUAACUAAUUAAAAAGAAAUUAAUAAUAUUAAACAUUUACAAAAACUUAUCAUAUUAGAUUUAUCUGGAAAUCCUUUUGCAAGAGACACUAAUUAUAGAUCUUAUGUACUUUAUAAUAUUCCAAAAUUAAAGGUUUUGGAUGGAAUUUCUAUAGAGGCUUCAGAAUAAUAAAUGGCAAAAAAUUUAUAUACAGGACGUUUGACUGAAGAGAUACUAUUUUCAAGACUUUAAGGUUAACCUGCAAAUAAAAUUACUGAACUUUGUUUAUAGAAUUGUGAAUUAAGAGAUUUUGAAGAUGUUUUUAAUGUUUAAUCAUUCCCAUAAUUGGUAGAAUUAGAUUUAAGUCAAAAUUUAUUUACUUCUACUAAAAUGUUAGGAUUCUUACCUUAAUUAAAAAUUUUAAUAUUAACUUCAAAUAAAAUUGAAACUCUAUUGUAUCCAACUGAUAUAAAUUAAAAAAAGGGAUUAAAUGGAUGUUAAUAAUUAUAGAUUUUAGAUAUAUCAUAAAAUUGUUUAAAAGAAUUUAAUGGAUUGUAAUAUUGUUUAUUAAAAGAUUUAAAAAUAAUGAAAUGUGAAAAGAAUGAGAUUAUUAGAGUAGAUUAUUUAGAAAAUUUAAAAUAAUUGAAAGAAUUAGAUUUAAAUUAUAAUAAAGUAAGAUAAUUUGAUCCUUAAUCAUUUAUUGCAUAAAACCCAAUUAAAUGUUUAAAAAUAGAUGGAAAUGGAUUAAAGAAUUUCUAAAAUAUUUAAAAACUAUUUAAAUUACUUGUAUUAAUUUAUUUAUUUUAUUAUAGCAUCUAUUUGCUAAUUCAAAUAGAAUUAAUGACUUACCAGAUAUUGAACAUCUAGUUGCUCUUACAUAACUUAAAGAAUUAGAACUUGUAGGUAAUUCAUUGAGUAGAAGACCAGGAUAUCGAUAAAUGAUUUUAAGAAAGUUGCCAACUAUAUUAUAUCUUGAUGGAAGAGUAAAAAUUAUUAAAUAUUAUUAUAGGAAGUAACAUAAGAGGAAAGAGAAAGAUUAGAACUUGUAGAUAGAUAGGCUGUACUACCUCAAAUGUAGAUUCAACAAUAGCCGAAUACUAAAGUACCAGUUAAAUUAAGUUCUAUCAACUUUGAUGGGAUUUUCAGCAAAUGAA
Messenger RNA from Paramecium pentaurelia, 4156 nucleotides. NCBI's taxonomy places the organism in Eukaryota, Ciliophora, Oligohymenophorea, Peniculida, Parameciidae. The record is from the annotation of a GenBank genome assembly.